Aaosphaeria arxii CBS 175.79 is the source of this 837-nucleotide messenger RNA. RefSeq lists its product as uncharacterized. The transcript has 2 exons. The record is from RefSeq and is a predicted model, not a curated record. NCBI's taxonomy places the organism in Eukaryota, Fungi, Ascomycota, Dothideomycetes, Pleosporales. The coding region runs from base 1 to 837 and encodes 278 amino acids. Gene Ontology annotation, molecular function: acyltransferase activity, transferring groups other than amino-acyl groups.
AUGGCCUCCAAAUACGUGGUCAAACAGGCGCAAACGAAGGAAGAGCUGUAUGCUAUCAUGGAUGUAAUCUGGGCCGCCAAUUAUACGCCAUACGAGCCCAUUGUCCAGAUAGUUUUCCCGGUUCUGGGGUACCAACCAGCUGAUCGUGAAGCAUCCGUGGUGGAAUCAAAGGAACGCUUUUGGAAGAAUCACGAGAACGACCCUUCCAGUAACUGGUUUUACGUUCAAGAGAUAGCAUCAGGGCAUGUCGUAGGUUCUGCGCAAUGGCAGAUAUUCAAGGACAACCCUUUUCCGAAGGAUACGGCACCACUGACGGCGCCUUGGUGGCCAGAGGGUGAACAUCGAGAGUAUUGCGAAUCAAUUCUGAAUCAGAUAUAUAAGCCAAGAGUUAGUUGGAUGAAACGUCCUCACUUGGCUCUGAACUGGAUGGCAGUUCAUCCCUCACAUCGCCGGUGUGGCGUUGCCACGAUGUUGAUGGAAGUCGGAGUGAGCCAUGCGGAUUUUCUCAAUGUUGAAGCUUGGAUGGAAUCAAGCGAAAUGGGCAAGCCGCUCUACGAAAAUCAUGGCUUCCGACCUCUGUUCAAGAUUGACUUUGACACGCAUAAGAAGGACCCGGGCGACAUAUGGAGGAAGUGCGAAUACGAGAUGCGCGUUAAACCGCUCUUUCCAAUGUGGAGACCCAAACAGGGAGACUGGGAGGAGAAGGGAGGCAGGCCUGGUAUUCAGAUGCCUUGGGAAUUGGGCGAGCAAGGCAAUUCAAGAACUUUGGGGAUGGAGAAGGCGCCCGAAAUUUCGGUGGCUAGCCUUCCUCCGGCAGGAGCUUUGGCUGCUGUCUAA